Molecule: messenger RNA, 1865 nt
Organism: Melanaphis sacchari
Lineage: Eukaryota; Metazoa; Arthropoda; Insecta; Hemiptera; Aphididae
Product: ectonucleotide pyrophosphatase/phosphodiesterase family member 5-like
Exons: 6
Coding region: 374-1711 (445 amino acids)
Source: RefSeq, a predicted model, not a curated record
UCGUUUGAUCGGUGAAGGGUAAACCGUCGCGACGGUGAGUUUGCAGUUGUUUACCGUGCGUCGACCCGCACGCACGUCAGCAAGACGAUCGUCGACCCGUCCAGACUGCGACCGUUGCCGCGUGGCCAACGAGAACAGAGCGACCGCCGGAUAUCCGACCGCGUGCCGUACACGUGCGUUCCGUCGACCCGAUAAUUCCGUUCACAUGGACGUCGCGACGUCGGCCGCCAUCUGGCCGGCACGCCGCCGUUGACCCGUCCGGAAGUGCUCGUCGAUUUGCCGUGUACGACACGCAGACGCACCUCAAGUCGCAGGCCGACGAUUCGUUCUUCAGUCCUGCACGGUUCGGGGCUUCACCGUACGCCAGUCGACCAUGUGCACACCGACCGCCGCGCAGUGCUGCUUGGUCGCCGCGAUCUUCGCGGUGACCGGGGUGGCGGCCGUCAGUAAACAUCCGGUGAUCGUGGUCGUGUCGUUCGACGGUUUCCGGCCCGAUUACAUUCAGCCCCGCCUGACGCCCACGAUGGCCCGGUUCCGGGACGCGUCCGCCAGCCCGCCGUACAUGCGCAGCGCGUUUCCGACGAAGACGUUCGUCAAUCACUUCACCAUGGCCACCGGAAUGUACCCCGAGACGCACGGGGUGCUCGACAAUUACAUGUUCGACCAGAACUACAAUACGAUCCACUACACGUACGAUCAGUUCCACUACGACGAUACGCUGGUGCCUAUAUGGAUUCAAAACGAAAUCAAUGGAAAUGGACGUUAUAGCGGCGUAAUGAUGUGGCCAGGAUCCAACUUUCCGUAUCAAGGCAAAAAUUCUACAUAUGUGCAAGAAUACAACAAUUCAAUGCCUUGGAGUGAGCGUAUAGAUUUAAUUAUGUCAUGGAUUAAAGAUGAAAAUAAACCAGCCAAUCUAAUAUAUGCUUAUUUUGAUGAACCGGACAAAAUUGGUCAUUUAAAAGGAAUAUAUUCAAAAGAAAUUCAAGAUAGGAUUGUGGAAGUAGAUGUAGCACUAAGGUAUCUACUAGAACAAAUUAAAUCUGAAAAUCUAGAAAACAAAUUAAAUCUCAUUAUUCUCAGUGAUCAUGGGAUGAAUACAGUUACAUAUGAUCAAAUGAUACAUUUAAAUAAUUAUCUGGACAAUACGACUUAUAAAAGCAUUCUUUCAGGUCCUAAUGCGUUUAUACAUCCAAAUCCAAGUAAAUUUGAUGAAGUUUACGAAAAACUUUCAAAAAUAAGCAAUACUUCUAGAACAUUUGAUGUAUUUAAAAAAAAUCAAUUAUAUAAUCGUUGGCAUAUGAAAAAUAAUACUAGAUUAAACGAUAUCAUUUACUUGUUGGCUAAACCUAAAUAUGCCUUUUGGGAUGAAUAUUAUAAAGACAUUUUGAACGGAACAACCAAAGAGAAGUUCAUCGUAGGGGUGCACGGGUACGACAACAAUGAUCCGCAGAUGCAAGCUAUUUUCAUGGCCUCCGGACCGGCGUUCAAGAAGAACUUCAGCGCCCUACCGUUCGACAACGUCAACCUUUACUCAUUGAUCUGCCGGAUCGCGAAUCUUAAUGAGCCGAAACGACGUCCUGACGGAACUAUAAAAGACGUGGAACAAUUACUGUCCAACAAGUCCAGUAGCACCGCCAUCACCGCGUCCAUGACUUCCGUCAUAGGUUUAUUGUCAGCUAUCUUACUACCAGCGAUUGUACAAAAUAUGUGAACAAGAAACCAUUCCCGCUAGACUAGUCGGACUCAAAAUUGUGUUAUACCGUUUCGACAUCCCAAUUUUCGAGUGAAGAAAAAGUUGUCCCGUCUUGUCCGAGACAUUUUUUGAGUCAUAUAAAUAAUACAAAUACAAUGAUUCUAUCGUUUGA